Pseudomassariella vexata is the source of this 1914-nucleotide messenger RNA. Its product is annotated as mitogen activated protein kinase. The coding region runs from base 1 to 1914 and encodes 637 amino acids. The record is from RefSeq and is a predicted model, not a curated record. Gene Ontology annotation, biological process: MAPK cascade; protein phosphorylation; cellular hyperosmotic response. Gene Ontology annotation, molecular function: MAP kinase kinase activity; ATP binding. NCBI's taxonomy places the organism in Eukaryota, Fungi, Ascomycota, Sordariomycetes, Amphisphaeriales, Pseudomassariaceae. The transcript is spliced from 2 exons.
AUGGCCGACAAUGAGCCGUUGGACUCGCCCUCAACCUCAUCUGAGGCCAGCACUCCCCUCGGCACCCCGACGCCCGAUGAGACACCAUCAACCGACGCGCUGCCCAAGAGGAUGCCCUCGUUAAGGUCAGUGUCGGAUCCGCCUACUCACCCCAUGUCGGCAUCCUCUACCCCUCUCGGAGUCCUGUCGAGCGCGAGACGGCCGCCUGUCACCACUGGAUCGUCGAGCAAAAACCUUCCUGAUGAUAUCAAUGCGAAGAUGCGAGCCUUCCACCUAUCGCGCCAGGGUAGCUCCCCCUUGAUCUCGCAGCCCAACCUGGCGAGUCCACAAUCCCCCGCCGGCGCCAGUGCCCUAGCCGGCGGGCUCCCUGGCAACGCUCGAUCCGGCAUGACUCCUGGUCGAUUACAACGACCUGGCGCUCCGUCUUUCCCGCAAUCGGCGCCGAGUGUCCCCAGCGCUACCGCUCCGGGCGGCGGCCUGUCAGGCAAGAGACGAUUCGGGCUCAAGCUGGGUGAUAUGGCUGGGGGGCCGACGGCUCCUUCGCCAGUUUCCAGGCCCAGCGGGCUUCAGAUGCCGCAACAACAGAAUGAGAACACCGGCGCGCCGUCGCAAAUGAAACAGUUUGCCGACUACAUCGACUCAGAGAAGGGAUAUCUGACGUUCAAGGGGAAGGCCAUCAUCACAAACAAGGGUGUUGACUUCUCCGACGGUUCUGUCUUUAGGAUAUCUCUAGACGAGGUCGAAAAGCUAGACGAGCUGGGAAAGGGCAAUUACGGCACUGUAUACAAGGUACGGCACAGCAAGCCCUUGGUGCCCCGAUUUGGCCCUGGACUCUCGGGCUUCAAGUCAGCUUCUAUUUCCGGGCUCCCCAGUACCGCGGACACGGCAGCAGCAUCUGUCGAUGGAAAGGCCGGUGGUGGCACCUCUGGGAAAGUUAUGGCCAUGAAGGAGAUCCGGCUUGAACUGGACGAGGCGAAGCUCUCGACGAUCCUGAAAGAGCUUGUCAUCUUGCACGAAUGCGUGUCACCAUACAUAAUAGACUUCUACGGCGCCUUCUUCCAAGAGAGCGCUGUGUACAUGUGCAUAGAGUACAUGGAUGGUGGAUCGAUCGAUAAGUUGUACUGGGGUGGAAUUCCUGAGAAUGUGCUGCGGAAAAUUACGUACUGCACCAUUAUGGGUCUCAAGGAACUCAAGGAGAAGCACAACAUCAUCCACCGUGAUGUCAAGCCAACGAAUAUAUUGGCUAACACGCGAGGCCAAGUCAAGAUCUGCGAUUUUGGCGUUAGUGGAAAUUUAGUGGCGAGUAUUGCGAAGACGAAUAUCGGCUGUCAGAGCUACAUGGCGCCAGAGCGCAUUUCCGGCGGCGCAUUCAUGUCAAGUGGUGCAUCGGACGGGACAUACAGCGUGCAGAGUGAUAUCUGGAGUCUGGGCCUUACCAUCAUCGAAUGUGCCAUGGGUAAAUACCCGUACCCUCCUGAAGUGUCAUCGACCAUCUUCAGUCAACUCAGCGCAAUCGUUGAAGGCGACCCACCAGAUCUGCCCUCCGAGGGUUACUCUGACGUUGCCCGUCUGUUCGUCCACGGCUGCCUGAACAAGGUGCCCAAACUUCGACCCAACUACCAAGCUUUACUGGCCUCUGAAUGGCUCCAGGGUUUGACGAAACCCGAGACUAUUACCGAGGAAGACGAAGAGGCAGCCGAGAAUGAUGCCAGCGCUGAGGCCAUAGCCGGUGCAGCGGGCCAUCUGGAUCUCAGCCAUUCCGCCACCGAGGACGCGGAGAUCGCCGCUUGGGUACGAGGAGCCUUACAAAAAAAAACGACUGGCGAAUAUGGCGGCACAAUCGACAGACCCGCAUUGCACGCCGCGCCUCUGGAUGUCGGCAGUCCUAUAGCUAGUCCCCAAGCUUUCCCCUGA